AUGGAAAUGGUAGUAUGUGACUAUGAUACAAGAUGUUUGAAGGUGUUGGUGUUCUGUCUCCACGAGAAUGUCUCUGUGAUAGUCAGUGAGAUUUUACUGGAGUGUGGCUGAACUCAAUUUUACAAAAAAAAAAAGCAAGAUGACUCAGAGUGGAACCUGUGCUGUUGGAACUCCCCUUUCCACAUGACAGACCACCACAGCAUUAAACCGUGGCAGAGAUUCAACCACUGCCCAGGAGCUGUCCAGAUCACCAGAACAGACUGCUUGGCAAGGCAUCUGAAAUAUAUGAAAGGAGCAUAAGGAUAAGUUCUGUAUGAAUUUAGUCCAGUGGCAUUCGUCAUGCCUAAUGACUGUGUUAAAUUUAGAGCAGAAUACAGCAAGGAGAGACAAUCAGUAGGCAGAAAAACAAGCUAUUGGAUUUGCAAGCCUGUGGAUCUCUCCUGUGGAAGGGGCAUACCCAUUUUCCAAGACAUUAUAGACUUAGUAUAUGACUGUACAGUUAUUGUGCAGAAGUACAUUAGCAACUCUUUGCUCACUUCAGGGUAUAAACUGGAACUGCACCUUUAUGUAUGUGUGAUCAGUUUUUUCCUCACCGUUUACAGUUAUGAGGAAAGUCUAGUGAGGUUUGCUACUGAAAAGUUUGACUUUGGUUCUCUGGACAAUGUUUAUUCCCACAAACACCAACCAGCAUCAACAGAUAAAGAGUUUCAUGUAAAAGAAUACAAAGGGAUUAUCUGUGGCUGCAAAUGUAUGUUCAGUGAAUGUCAUUCUUACCUUUGAAUAUUUGGGGUUGAUGGCAUGGUCCUCUGGCAGAUGAUCAAUAACACAGUGAUUCUUACCCUGCUUGGUGUUAUCCCCUUACCAAUGGAUUCCAAUUGCUUUGAGCUCUUUGGCUUUGACACCCUGGUUUAUGACCAAUUCAAGCCACAACUUUUAGAAAUCAUGCAUCCAGCCUUGUGUUUCAGCUGUUCCACUGAUGACACUGUGAGAAGAAAACUUUUUCACAAUAUUGCUGAACUGCUGAACUACAAGUAGAUUGACAUUUUCAGGCAAAACCCAGUAGCUGGAAUAAAGGCUGGCAGAAGGUGUGUGCCCCAGACCACAGGUGAUGAGAGGCCUGGCUUACUCACUUGUGAAAGAGCAUCUAAAUAUAUUUCUGCUUCUUUUCUACAGCCUGCUCUGCAUGAUGCGAGAGGAUCAAUUUGUAAGGUAGCUGUCCUGACCAAGAAAACUGCCAGAGCACUUCCAAGUAAAACACUGAUUUCCCAGAUGCAGGAAAAAAAUACCAUGCCAAAAAUAGCCUCCCGAGCAAAAGCUGAAGCUAAAAAUAAACAAAUCCUGGAGGCUGGGCACUCUCCACACAAGUCUGUCCAACUCAGCAGCUGUUUACCUACACCUGACUUCUGCAUACAAGUUAACACACGCACAUAUUUCCUCUCUGAUAAAAACCAGAGGCCUAUGCCCCUGGUUGUCUGA
Messenger RNA from Pipra filicauda (Wire-tailed manakin), 1476 nucleotides. It is a transcript of the gene TTLL2, whose product is annotated as tubulin tyrosine ligase like 2. Gene Ontology annotation, biological process: microtubule cytoskeleton organization; protein polyglutamylation. Gene Ontology annotation, molecular function: tubulin binding; tubulin-glutamic acid ligase activity. Gene Ontology annotation, cellular component: cilium. The record is from RefSeq and is a predicted model, not a curated record. Lineage: Eukaryota; Metazoa; Chordata; Aves; Passeriformes; Pipridae.